CAUUUGAAGUUAAACUCUCAUCCCUUUUUACUCUUUCCACCACCAUCUAAUGCAUUCAAAACAAAAAGUACCUAAUAUCUCCCUGUAUCUACCUAGUACUUAAAACUAAAUAUUAUACACCUCAUCCUAUAUCCUAAUUCCUAAUUCCUAAACUAUAAUUCCAUAAAUACCAAAAUAACGGUACCCCAAAACGUCGUGGUUUCCACCCAUUCCACCUCCCUCCCUCCUCCCCCACUUCGAUCGAUUCAUAAUUUCUAAACCUUUCAAAAGUAUUUCGAGGGAAUGGAUAUAAAGGAAAGGGUGAAGGAAAAAAACUAUACCACCAAUGUGAAGAAGUACAAAGUAAUCCUUUGUAUUACAACCCUUCCAACCUCGAGUCAUACAUCUUCUGAAGCAACGUCGAAAGAAAAAGAAAAAAAGAUACUCGUUCGAAAUGAUGUUAUCUCCUGAACAUGAAGAAGAGCUUAGGAAGCUGAAAGAGCUUCAAGCCUUAUAUGCAGAACAUGCCGCCAUUAAAGAUCAACAAGUUCAACAAAAUGGAAGUCCAAGGCCAGAUAGUCGAGAUUCGGCUUCUUCCGAUCCUAUGAUUUAUCCCGGCUUGUAUUCUCCAAGUGGUUUCGAUGUACUACAAAUUUUGUUUCAAAUUCAACGUCGUCCAAAUCCCACAUAUCCCCUGGGAAAUAUCGAUAGUGGUGUAGCUCUCGUCCUGUGCGAUUCCGCUCGUCCUCACUGUCCAAUCGUCUACUGCAGUGAACCUUUUCAACGCCUCACAGGCUACUCCCAAACCGAAAUCAUUGGCAAGAAUUGCAGAUUCUUACAACAACCUUUCAAUCCACACACCUUUGAUUACCUCGGCAAUGCACCAACAAUGAAGGGGAUACAAAAUCCAAAGAAUGAUCCUAACGCCAUGGCAAAAUCAAGCAUUCGAACCGCUCUCGAAUGUGGCUUGGAAUCACAGGUUACGUUGGUCAAUUAUCGAAAGAAUGGAGAACGAUUCUUGAAUGUCUUGACGACCGUACCGCUUAAAUGGACGACCAUGGAAGGAGAGGAAAAGAAUUAUAUUGUCGGAUUCCAAGCGCAAGCUCCACCAAUGUUUAGACAAACUUCGGCUUGAGUUUUGUGAGGGUCGAUUUAAAUGGGUCUCCUCCUUGUGAUGAUUCAAUGAUCUUCUCGGAUAUGAUUCACGUGUUGAUUAAUCAAUGGUGGUGUAGAGUUAUGCUUUUUUCUUCUUUGCUUUUUAUGAUUAUACGGAAUUGGAUGAUACCCCUCAAAUUUCCUAGAUGGGAUUUGAGCAUUAUUAGAUGGUCAUUCAGCGAUCGGUACAUGGAGUAUGGGAAUUGCUAGGUUUGGCAGAUAUAUACAUAUGGGAUGGGAUGGGAUGGGAUGGGAUAGCAUGGUGUUGGUGGUUUGUUUGUGAGAGGU
Molecule: messenger RNA, 1422 nt
Organism: Botrytis porri
Lineage: Eukaryota; Fungi; Ascomycota; Leotiomycetes; Helotiales; Sclerotiniaceae
Exons: 3
Coding region: 434-1114 (226 amino acids)
Cellular component (GO): nucleus
Source: RefSeq, a predicted model, not a curated record